AUACAUAAAAGUGAAACAGUUUUUAUAUGCUUGUAAAUCAUGAUAAGCAGUUUCAAUUGUUAUAAUUUAAAACAUUAACACGUACAAUAUUAAUAAAACAAUGGCAGAAAAGGGUGCACAUUUAACUGGAACAACAUGCACUAAACCUUCAAUUUUUGAAAUUAUUGCACAAGAAUCUCUUGCUCAUAUACUAGAACCUGCUUUUAAAAAGAUUCUAUCAUUCCUUGUAUCUUUUAAUUUUGAAAGAUAUGGACAUUUACUCGAAUGGUCUGACGAAGGAUAUUUGAUUUUUAACACAUUUCUUCAACGAUAUUACCUCAACAAAUAUUCUGGGUCAUUUUCUGAAACGUUUUAUCAAUUAAAGCGCAUCGCAUUAGUAAACCAAAAGUUUCAUGAUCAAUUAUCACAGAAACAAAAAUAUUUUUCUUUAAUUUUACUCGUUUUACUACCUUAUUUGAGAGGAAAGUUACUUAAACUUAGUUAUCGAUAUAAAUUACAAGAAGUUGACAAUUACAUACCUAAAUCGAAAUGGGAAAAACUUUUCAGAAAAUGUGUUAUUGAAGGACAUAAUACUUAUUUCACUUUAUACGAAUCUAUAAUCUUAUGCAAUUAUAUACUUUAUGUAUCUGGAAGAUCAAUGUACGCAACACCGUUGUUAAGGUUUCUUGGCAUUGUACUUACAUAUUCAGAAACAAGAACUAUUGUUUCUAUUACGGAAUUAUUGCACAAAGCUAGAAGCAAUGCUUUCACUAUUAGUGAUGGAUUGGAUGUACUUCAAUCGACAUUUGCUAGAUCUUUUGAAAUUGGAGCCUUCUUUCUACAAUUUUUAUCUUGGUGGAGUCAAGAGAAUUAUUUUACGGAUAUAAUGAUGCUUCCAGCUCCUUCAGCUCCAAAGAUAUCACCAUCAGUAAAAAAAUAUAAAGGACUAUGUCCGCUUUGUAUGAAAGUGCCACAUAUACGUACAGUACUUAUGGUGUCAGGAUAUAUAUUUUGUUACCAGUGUAUUUUACCCGAAGUACGAGAUAAGAAAUGUUGCCCAGUUACAAAUUUUCCAGCUAAUGAGAAUGAUUUAAUACGUUUAUAUAUGAAUUAAAUAUGAAAGAUGGUGUACAUAUUGAAAUAUUGAAAAGGCAAGUAUACAAAAUGUGUGUGAAUAAAAUAUUUUAUUUAUAUUUAUUAUUUAUACACACAAAUUGUUGGAAUAUAUUGAUAAUAUGAUUGUUAUUAUCUUUAUUAUUAGAUUGGAGAUAAAGAAAUUUAUUAUUUUUACGUUUAUUUCAAGACAAAAAUAAUGAAUUUCUUUUUCCCCAACUUAAUAUAAUGUUUUUCUUGUAAACUAUAUAUCUUCGUAUAUUUUAUACUUUUAAUAUUGCUCUUAAUGUCAUAAUAUAAGAAAAUGUUUUAUACAUUACCUAUUACAUACAAAAAAUAAGAGUAGAUAAAUAAUAUAAUAUAAUGUUUGAUAAAAAAGAGAAAAUUAAAUGUAUUUACCAAUCCACAAAAAUUGAGAGAUAAAGCAGGUAUAAUACCGUUUACCGAAAUAGUGAUAGGCUUUUGACAUCUUUGUAUGAUAAAAAGUAUAUUUUUAUGCAUCGUCGAUGAAGAUUCUAGCCAGGAGGAUACGGUAAUUAAUGAAAUUAAAUUAGAAGCCUGAAACAGUUAUAAUCAGUAUUUAAAGUGAAUUAAUAUAAUAUGUUUAUUUAAAAAUAUGUUUUACGAUGUCAGUCAUUGAUUGAGCCACGCAGCUGCAUACGAGAAGUCGUGUGAAAGAUAAUAUUGUUAUUGCAGCAAACUGUGUUACAUGUAGUAAAGGUACAUCCUACAAAAAUGAUAAUACUUGUAGAAAAUAUUCUUUAAAAAAUUGAAAUCAACAAAACUUACGUUCAACAAUAACAAACUACAUGUAAUUAAAUAAGUGCAUGCUGCUACUAUGGAUUUAACAAGGAUGGGUGUAACAGUAUUAUCUAUUAUUGUGACGUAUCUGUCAAAAAAAAAAACAAAUAUUUAUCAUAUCAUAAAUUAUUUGAAUUUAUAGCAAUGAGCACAAAAUUAUUUACUUUAUUUAAUACCUGAUAGCAUCUUGAUGUUCAAUCACAAAAUUUUUCAGUUGAGUAUCAUUGGUAACGUUUUGCAAUUUAAUCCCAAGUACGAUAAAUUUGAAACCUGCGUUACUUAAUAUUGCAAUUACCAACAAGUCGACACUGAUAGCACAAAAUGCUUGCAUAACUGUAUAUGUGUUUAAUAUAUACACAAGAUAAAUCGCCCAUUUUUUUGUUAAUGGAAAUGGAUACAUUGUAUUGAGUGGUAUCUCUCUGUUGUGUAUUAUUGACGGAGCAAAGACAAAAAUUGAACCACCACUGAAGAAGAGGGCAAACAUAAAUCCUAAAAAAAAGCUCGUCGUUUUUAAAUAAUUACGUCUCAGAGCUAAUUCUGAAGGAGUUGACUUUGCUGAAAAUUGUUUCAUAUCAUCUAUGAGUAUCUAUAAAAAAUUUUUAUUAAAUUUCAAUGUAUUUUAAUAAUGUAUAUAAAUAUUUUUGAAGUAGAUAUGCAACCUUGAAAUUUGAUUUUUGCAAUGUGCAGUAGCAUAAGUUGAAAAGUGAUUCGCAUAUGUAUACGAAUUCUACUAUUGAUUUCAUCAUAUUUACGAUAUCUUGACGAUAAUAAGAAAAACCUAUCAAUAACGCCAUUAUGGAAGUUGUACCAUUAACAGCAUAACUGCACCAUAAUAAUCCAUAUAAAAUUUUUUUAAAAAUGUUAGUGCCUGAUUGUAGUGGCCACGUUGCGGUGCUAAUAUUUAACAAUUGUAAAAAUAUAAUUAAAUUAUCGUUAUCAGCUAAA
Molecule: messenger RNA, 2838 nt
Organism: Polistes canadensis
Lineage: Eukaryota; Metazoa; Arthropoda; Insecta; Hymenoptera; Vespidae
Gene: Pex12
Product: peroxisome assembly protein 12
Exons: 6
Coding region: 101-1093 (330 amino acids)
Biological process (GO): protein monoubiquitination; protein import into peroxisome matrix
Cellular component (GO): peroxisomal membrane; peroxisomal importomer complex
Molecular function (GO): protein binding; ubiquitin-protein transferase activity; zinc ion binding
Source: RefSeq, a predicted model, not a curated record